AAUACAUUUGAUUUAAAAAUUAAGCUUUAAGAAGUACUUUUGCAGUGGUUUCGUGUAUUUUAAGAUAAAUACAAAUUUUAAAGCAGAAUCCAUUGCGAAAGUUGCUUCGGGCAAAUUUUAUCACAACGUUGGAAUUAAGAUACUUUAAAAGCCAGGUGUAUUAAUUGAGGCUAGUUCUGAAAUAACCAAUGUGACCAAUCCAAUUUCUAAAAACAAAAUAUUUGCAAAAGUUGGAUUCCAUCAGGUUGGAUGUUUUAAAGAGCAGCCUUUAGUCGACAUUUGCUAAGUAAAGAAAGCCACAAAGAAAAAGAAAAACAGUAUAUAGAUUAUACUUUUCCAAAAAAUAAUAAACAAUGUCUAGCGAAAGUGAUUUCAUUCAGCGUUCCUUGCCAUCGCCUUCAACGUCGCCACAACUUGUCAAAAAAAUACGGCUCGAUGAACAGGCUCUCCACGAGCAGGCAACUGCUAUGAAAGAGAAAGGCUUCUCCCUAAGCGCUAUAGAAGAAAUGAAAACUCGUGUUGAGGAGAACAACCAAAGCGGAACACUGGAUCAGCAAUUGCGUCAGUUCCAAGUAUUGGACGAAGUACAGGGAUCUGGAUCUGAAGAUUCUGAAAUUGCAAGUGAAAAUGGCGAUACAAAUUUUGAUAAUGGCGACGGAUAUGAAUCCUCUGAUUUGGAUAUAGAUGACAAUGAAAUUGAAAAUUUGCUUAACGAAAAUUUACCUGAUGAUUUGAAAGAGCCGAAAAAACCCAAAUAUGAAGAGCGAUUUAAAACAGUAUUAGAAGAGAAAGGCCACAACCAUUUUGAAGUGUUGCCGGAAGGUUGGGUGCAAGUAACACAUAACAGCGGUAUGCCUCUCUUUUUACAUAAACAAUCUCGUGUCGUGUCGGCGUCAAGACCAUACUUUCUUGGACACGGUAGCGUAAGGAAACAUGCCAUUCCAUUGGGCGCAAUUCCUUGCCUAAAUUAUAGACGAGCCGUUGACGAAGAGGAGACGGAGCGUUUGAAACAAAAAACCGCAGAGAAAAAUUCAGGGAUGCAAGCAGAAGAGGUCGUCGAAACCAACUCUGGUAAAGUUCCUAAAUGUCCGUUUGCUGGUGCCAACGUUAGCGCAGUUGUUUCUACAGACUCCAGUCAGUUCGCGCAGGUUUCAUCCUCUACGAAUGGAAAAGAGAUGGACAUAAGCGAACCUUCUGCAACAGCAAUAUCUGACACACCUACAGCCAUCGCACCAACAUCAGCGAACACAGCGGAUCUGGCGGCUAAUGUAGCAACAUUAAAGAGUCUAGUGCCGCCUGCGAAAAUUGUCACCGUCACUGAGAAUACACAAAAGGAGUCACUGACUCCCGAACAAUUGAACCAAUACUGUGCGAAACUAUUCAAAUUCAAAGUGAUACGUGUUUUACGUUUUCGUUCCUGGAAUGCGCGACGUAAAUUUACAAAAAAUCGGAAACAUAUUAAAAAUUUGCAACGACCGACUCUGCCGGAUGGUACGAAACUAAUUAAAUUUCCAAUAUUGGCGCCAACUGGCGAUACAAAUGCGAAUACUCGUGGUCGAAAAGAAUGGAUUAUGAAUCCAAAUGGAAAAAGUUAUGUCUGUAUAUUGCAUGAGUAUGUGCAGCAUGCUUUGAAAAAGCAGCCAACAUAUGAAUUCAAAGAAUUGGAAAAUGCAGCAACGCCCUACUCUGCAACGGUAUCAAUCAACGAUUUGAAAUAUGGCACUGGCUAUGGUACCAGCAAAAAACAGGCCAAAUCAGAUGCUGCGCGUGAAACAUUGGAGAUACUUAUACCAGAAAUGAAGGACAAAAUUACGGGUAUUAAGCAAGAUAAGAAUGCACCGAAAAAUAAUCACAAAGAUUUAUCAGUUUUUGACGAUAUUAAAAUACAAGAUCCACGUGUAGCAGAAUUUUGUAAUAAGACAACAGAGCCCUCGCCUCAUGCUAUAUUGCUGACUUGUCUCCAGCGGAAUUUUGGUCUUGGCGAUGUGCAGAUAAAUUACGAAAUUAACCGUACGAAAAAUAAGAAAAAUGAAUUUACCAUGACUGUGGGCAAACACACGGCCAAAGUGUUAUGCAAAAAUAAGCGUGAGGGCAAACAGCUGGCUUCACAGGCGAUUUUACAGAUUUUACAUCCGCAUAUUAAGACAUGGGGCUCCCUAUUGCGUCUGUACGGCAACAAUUCAAUAAAGACGUUCAAAGAAAAAAAGCUGGAGGAGCAGGAGAUCACGGUACUGCAAAGCAAAGCUGCGAUAAAUCAGCCAAAUUACGCUAUUCUUGACAAACUAAAAGCAGAAAUGUUAAAAUUAGCGGAAAAGAAUAAAUCGGUUGUAUCAAUGGGCACCUUUGUGCCACCCUGUGAUGUUGACCUACCAUCAUCCUCUGGUUCUAAUCUCAAUAAUGUAGAACUAUAAUCUUCAAACUGAAAUUUUGUGUGGGGUUUUUUAUGACUGAUAUCAAAUGUGACUGAAGAAAUGAACAAAUUAAUAUUAAUCAAAUUAAGUGAUUUAUUGUAAUAGAAUCGCCGUAAAAGUAAACUAAGGUCGUUUAUGUGCGUGUUGAGGCCUAAAAAUUCGAUGUUACUUUUAGCACUUUGAAAGUUUUAAUAUUCUGGCAUACAGUUAUAAAAAUCUGGAAAUGAGACGCUUUCUGAGUUGUACUAAAAUUUUUCGAUAUAAGGAAUCGUGAUUUGAGUAUAUAUAAAUUGCUAUCUAUUGAUAAUAAUACCAACUUGAGCUUCAAUCUUAGUUAAAAA
This is a messenger RNA of Bactrocera tryoni, 2752 nucleotides long. It is a transcript of the gene pasha, whose product is annotated as microprocessor complex subunit DGCR8. Gene Ontology annotation, molecular function: primary miRNA binding; double-stranded RNA binding; heme binding. NCBI's taxonomy places the organism in Eukaryota, Metazoa, Arthropoda, Insecta, Diptera, Tephritidae. The coding region runs from base 354 to 2411 and encodes 685 amino acids. The transcript is spliced from 6 exons. The record is from RefSeq and is a predicted model, not a curated record. Gene Ontology annotation, cellular component: microprocessor complex. Gene Ontology annotation, biological process: primary miRNA processing.